Molecule: messenger RNA, 6454 nt
Organism: Myotis lucifugus (little brown bat)
Lineage: Eukaryota; Metazoa; Chordata; Mammalia; Chiroptera; Vespertilionidae
Gene: INO80
Product: INO80 complex subunit
Exons: 36
Coding region: 89-4879 (1596 amino acids)
Biological process (GO): DNA-templated transcription; chromatin remodeling; DNA repair
Cellular component (GO): nucleus; Ino80 complex
Molecular function (GO): ATP binding; ATP hydrolysis activity; histone binding
Source: RefSeq, a predicted model, not a curated record
CCCCCCCUCCGCCGCCGCCGCGGCGGCGGGGCCCGGCGGCCCGAGCCGUGCAGUCAGAGACCCUUGUGCAUGAAGACAGAUUUGUUCUAUGGCCUCGGAGUUGGGUGCCGGGGACGAUGGCGGCUGCACUGAGCUGGCAAAGCCCCUCUAUCUUCAGUACCUGGAGAGGGCCCUCCGGUUGGACCAUUUCCUGCGACAGACAUCAGCCAUCUUCAACAGGAAUAUUUCUAGUGAUGAAAGUGAAGAUGGACUGGAUGACAGUAAUCCUUUAUUGCCCCAGUCUGGGGAUCCCUUAAUACAAGUUAAGGAAGAACCUCCAAAUUCAUUGCUUGGUGAAACUUCUGGAGCAAGCAGUUCUGGAAUGUUAAACACGUACUCAUUGAAUGGAGUUCUACAGUCAGAAUCAAAAGCUGACAAAGGAAAUUUAUAUAAUUUCUCUAAGUUGAAGAAAAGCAGGAAGUGGCUAAAGAACAUUCUGCUAAGUGAUGAAUCCAGUGAGGCAGAUUCUCAGAGUGAAGACAAUGAUGAAGAAGAGGAAGAAGAGGAAGAAGAAGAGGAGGAGGAAGAACUGAAUCUCAGCAGAGAAGAACUUCAUAACAUGCUGCGGCUGCACAAAUAUAAGAAACUUCACCAGAAUAAAUAUAGUAAAGACAAGGAGUUGCAGCAAUACCAGUACUACAGUGCAGGCCUGCUCUCCACAUAUGACCCUUUCUAUGAGCAACAACGUCACCUACUUGGACCCAAAAAAAAGAAAUUUAAGGAGGAAAAGAAACUUAAAGCCAAGUUAAAAAAAGUGAAGAAAAAAAGGCGAAGGGAUGAAGAACUUUCCUCUGAAGAAUCCCCUCGUCGCCACCACCACCAGACCAAAGUCUUUGCCAAGUUCUCUCAUGAUGCACCUCCUCCUGGCAUCAAGAAGAAGCACUUAUCCAUUGAACAGCUUAAUGCUCGUCGCAGGAAAGUAUGGCUCAGCAUUGUGAAAAAGGAACUACCAAAGGCCAACAAGCAGAAAGCUUCAGCUCGUAACCUGUUUCUCACCAAUAGCCGAAAGCUUGCCCACCAGUGCAUGAAGGAGGUACGUCGAGCUGCCUUGCAGGCCCAGAAGAACUGUAAGGAGACCUUGCCUCGUGCCCGCCGCCUUACCAAGGAGAUGCUUCUGUACUGGAAGAAGUACGAGAAGGUGGAGAAGGAACACCGCAAGCGGGCUGAAAAGGAAGCCUUGGAGCAACGGAAGUUGGAUGAGGAAAUGCGGGAGGCCAAGAGGCAACAGCGAAAACUGAACUUCCUAAUCACCCAGACAGAGUUGUAUGCCCAUUUUAUGAGUCGCAAACGAGACAUGGGUCAUGAUGGGAUCCAGGAGGAAAUCCUAAGGAAACUGGAAGACAGUUCUACCCAGAGACAAAUUGACAUUGGUGGAGGGGUGGUAGUUAACAUCACACAGGAGGAUUAUGAUAGUAACCAUUUCAAAGCCCAGGCCCUGAAGAAUGCUGAAAAUGCUUACCAUAUUCAUCAAGCUCGGACAAGGUCUUUUGAUGAAGAUGCAAAAGAAAGUCGAGCAGCUGCCCUACGGGCAGCAAACAAGUCUGGCAGUGGGUUUGGGGAGAGUUACAGCCUGGCAAAUCCAUCUAUCCGGGCUGGUGAGGAUAUUCCACAGCCCACAAUUUUUAAUGGCAAAUUAAAAGGUUAUCAACUGAAAGGCAUGAAUUGGUUAGCAAAUCUCUAUGAACAGGGUAUUAAUGGCAUUCUUGCAGAUGAAAUGGGCCUUGGUAAAACAGUACAGAGCAUUGCCCUCCUUGCCCAUCUGGCUGAGAGAGAGAACAUUUGGGGACCUUUCUUAAUAAUUUCACCUGCUUCUACGCUUAAUAAUUGGCAUCAGGAGUUUACUAGAUUUGUUCCUAAAUUCAAGGUGCUACCAUAUUGGGGAAAUCCUCAUGAUAGAAAAGUCAUAAGGAGAUUCUGGAGUCAGAAGACCCUUUACACUCAGGAUGCUCCCUUCCACGUGGUUAUCACCAGCUACCAGCUGGUGGUGCAGGAUGUAAAGUAUUUCCAGCGGGUCAAGUGGCAGUACAUGGUACUGGACGAGGCUCAGGCACUCAAGAGUAGUUCCAGUGUUCGUUGGAAGAUCCUCUUGCAGUUCCAGUGUCGGAAUCGGCUUCUGCUAACUGGGACCCCCAUUCAGAACACCAUGGCAGAGCUCUGGGCUCUGCUGCAUUUCAUUAUGCCAACAUUAUUUGAUUCACAUGAGGAAUUUAAUGAGUGGUUUUCCAAGGACAUUGAGAGCCAUGCCGAAAACAAAUCUGCCAUUGAUGAGAAUCAACUCUCUCGCUUACACAUGAUCUUGAAGCCAUUUAUGCUGAGGAGAAUCAAGAAAGAUGUAGAAAAUGAAUUGUCUGACAAGAUUGAGAUUCUAAUGUAUUGCCAACUGACCAGUCGACAAAAGCUACUCUAUCAGGCACUAAAGAACAAAAUUUCUAUUGAGGAUUUAUUGCAAUCUUCUAUGGGCUCUACCCAGCAAGCACAGACCACCACCAGCAGCCUCAUGAAUCUGGUCAUGCAGUUUAGAAAGGUGUGUAAUCACCCAGAGUUAUUUGAACGACAAGAAACUUGGUCUCCAUUUCAUAUUUCCCUAAAGCCAUACCAGAUUUCAAAAUUUAUCUACCAUCACGGACAGAUCAGGGUCUUCAACCAUUCACGAGACAGGUGGUUAAGGGUUCUUCUUUCUCCAUUUGCACCAGACUAUAUCCAACAGUCUCUCUUUCACAGAAAAGGUGUUAAUGAAGAAAGCUGUUUUUCUUUCCUUCGCUUUAUUGAUGUAUCGCCAGCAGAAAUGGCAAACCUCAUGCUUCAGGGACUUUUGGCCAGAUGGUUAGCUCUUUUCCUGUCUCUGAAAGCCUCCUACAGGCUCCAUCAGCUGCGCUCCUGGGGAGAGCCAGAAGGGGAGAGCCAGCAGAGAUAUCUGAGCAACAAGGAUUUCCUUCUGGGAGUUAAUUUUCCACUCUCCUUUCCCAACCUUUGCAGCUGCCCUUUGUUAAAGUCUCUGGUUUUCAGCAGCCACUGUAAAGCAGUGAGUGGCUACUCAGACCAGGUCAUCCAUCAGCGGAGAUCAGCUACCUCCUCGCUUCGUUGCUGCCUGCUCACUGAGCUACCAUCUUUUUUGUGUGUGGCCAGUCCACGAGUCACCGCAGUGCCAUUGGAUUCUUACUGCAAUGACCGAAGUGCAGAGUAUGAGCGGCGAGUGCUGAAGGAAGGAGGGAGUCUGGCAGCCAAGCAGUGUUUGUUGAAUGGGGCCCCUGAACUGGCAGCAGACUGGCUAAAUCAACGGUCCCAGUUCUUCCCAGAGCCAGCUGGAGGACUGUGGAGCAUCAGGCCUCAGAAUGGCUGGUCUUUCAUCAGGAUUCCAGGCAAGGAGAGCCUCAUCACUGACAGUGGAAAGCUGUAUGCCCUUGAUGUCCUGCUGACUCGGCUCAAGUCUCAAGGACAUAGGGUCCUUAUCUACUCCCAGAUGACCAGGAUGAUAGACCUACUGGAGGAAUAUAUGGUUUACAGGAAGCAUACCUAUAUGAGGCUUGAUGGCUCAUCCAAGAUCUCGGAAAGGCGGGACAUGGUUGCUGAUUUUCAGAACAGGAAUGACAUCUUUGUGUUCCUGCUAAGCACCCGAGCUGGAGGACUGGGUAUCAAUCUCACUGCUGCAGAUACAGUGAUUUUUUAUGAUAGCGACUGGAACCCCACUGUAGACCAGCAGGCCAUGGACAGAGCCCACCGCUUGGGGCAGACAAAGCAGGUUACCGUGUACCGGCUCAUCUGUAAAGGCACCAUUGAAGAACGCAUUCUACAGAGAGCUAAGGAGAAGAGUGAGAUUCAGCGGAUGGUGAUUUCUGGUGGGAACUUCAAACCAGAUACCUUGAAACCAAAAGAGGUGGUUAGUCUUCUUCUAGACGAUGAAGAAUUGGAAAAGAAACUACGAUUGCGGCAAGAAGAGAAACGGCAGCAGGAAGAAACCAACCGAGUCAAAGAGCGCAAGCGCAAGCGGGAAAAGUAUGCGGAGAAGAAAAAAAAAGAAGAUGAAUUGGAUGGGAAAAGGAGAAAGGAGGGUAUGAACUUGGUGAUCCCAUUUGUUCCCUCGGCUGAUAACUCCAACCUCUCUGCUGAUGGGGACGAUUCCUUCAUUAGCGUGGACUCAGCUAUGCCCAGCCCUUUCAGUGAGAUCUCCAUCAGCAGUGAGCUGCACACUGGCUCCAUUCCGCCUGACGAGAGCAGUAGUGACAUGCUGGUCAUUGUGGAUGACCCAGCCUCUUCAGCCCCGCAGUCUCGAGCCACCAACUCUCCCGCUUCCAUCACAGGCUCUGUCUCGGACACCGUGAACGGAAUUUCCAUCCAGGAAAUGCCAACCGCAGGACGUGGUCACUCAGCCCGAAGCCGAGGCCGCCCCAAAGGUUCGGGAAGCACAGCCAAAGGAGCAGCGAAAGGCCGGAGCAGGAAAUCCACCGCGGGCAGUGCAGCGGCCAUGGCGGGGGCCAAAGCCGGGGCUGCGGCAGCGUCCGCGGCCGCCUUCGCUGCAUACGGGUACAACGUGUCUAAAGUUCAGGGUCUUUGGUGCUGGAGCCUGUUCCGGCAGCUCAGAGCGCAAGGAAAACCCAACCCUGGACAGGAUGCCCGUCACAGGGCGCACUCAGCCCCCCACUCACUCAGUGCGGGACAACUUAGACCCACCCGUUCCGACACGCACGUCUUUGGGAUGUGGGGAAACCAGAGUACCCCGAGAAGCCACGCCGACAUGGGAGAACAUGCAAACUACACAGACAGUGGCCCCGCCGGGAAUCUUCUUUUCCUCUUCAACCUUAUAAUGAGACAUCUUUGCUCGAGGACCUGCUAUAUGCUAUAAAACAUACUGCGACAGGAAUUCAGUAUUCUCAAGGUUAGCUGUGCUUGUAAGAAUCACGAAAGAAAACAGUGAAAUAGGUUACUGGGAAUUCCAAAGACAUCCAGGCUUUGAAAACAGCUCUCUGAUCAGUUGGAAAGAGUGAGUUCCCAGCCUGGACAGGCAGUUGGUGUUUCUCUGAGCUAACACACUGGCAUGCUCUUGCAUCACCUGUGAGCAGGGCUCACACUGUUCCCAAGUUUGCUGGCAGUGGCCUCCCGAGCUUUGGCUCACCCUGCACACCCGGGAGAGGUGGGCUGGCUCUUGGGCACCUGCUGCUCCCAGUCACAAGGCCCGGCCUUCUCAUUUUGUUGAUCUCCAGUGGCACUGUCAGGUACACUGGGUCUUGUUCUUGCUGGCAAACUUGACCAAGGCCUCACACAGAACAAACCCGUGUCAGUUUCCCAACUCACUUUGCCCUACUGUCAUCACCACUGUGGCUUCCAGUCAACAAGCCCACUAGGAUGGGUUCUCUUCAAUUACUACUCAGCAAGGCCCCUGACAAUCCUGCCAGAGUCUUGCCGAGGCCGCACGGCCGCCUCUGGGGAUCUGGCAGCUCUGAGAUCCCUGCAUGGCUUUGCCCAGACGUGAUAGGCUAGUGCUCUCCAGAAAAGCGUGUUAAGUUUUGGAUCAGAGCCUUCCAUUCUCCUCUGACCCCAAACAUAGGACCAUACUCCCCUUUCAGCCAUUUUCAAUUCAAUCCCUGAAGAAACAGCCAACAGCCUUAAUGUGCCUUCUCACCUGUCCCUCCCUUACCUGAGGGUAGGGGGAUGGAACUUGAAUCUUAAAAGUGAAGGUUUCAAACUCUAACAAUUUCCAGUCCCGAAGUUACGAUUCAUGCCCUGUCUACCCCACUUUCUGAAGACUUGUCCAUCUCCCAUGUGAGAGCUAGUUUACCUUAUGAACCAGGGGGCCAGCCCCUUAACAUACAGAAAAGCUGGGAGGCCUCCCACCCAGCUACAAGAAGACACGUCCUAGAGUGCAGGUGUGGGCUCCAUCACAGUGAGGGCCGACCCUUCAGCCACAGGCUCACCUUGCCACGGGAGCCAGCUCUGGGAGUCCCAGGUCAGGGGGUUUGAAGAGUGUGGAUCUGUCGGAGCAGUCCUGGAAAUGCAGGGCCUGCACUAGGCUUACUAUCAAUUUCUGUGCCUAGAGCUUUGUUGAAGCACCCAGGACUCUGGAGACCCACCUGGGACUUACAUGGGUCUCUCUGGUCCUGAGGGUUGGGCUGGGCAAGGAGGCUGGUAGUCCGCACUGAGCAAUGAGCUGGGUUUUUCUGUGCAGCCUUGCCCUGGUGUCUGCCAGCCUGUUCCAUCCAGAAAGCCUCACUGCUGGCUUUCAGAUGCAGUCCACACACCCUUGCUUUGGUCCCUCACAGCAUAUCACCUGCCAUUAGAAACAGUUCCUUAGCUCCCGAGGCCCUGGCUGGUGCGGCUCAGUUGGUUGAGCAUCGUCCCAUACACCAAGAGGUUGCCAGUUCAAUUCCAGGUCAGGGGACAUGCCCAGGCUCCAUCUCCAGCAGGGGACGGGCAGGAGGCA